AAAGCCGUCAUCUUGCUCAAGACGCGCUCGACGCCAAGCGAUCCCUAUGAGCACAUCUUCGAGGAAAACAAAAUGCAGCCGUACUUUGUCCCCGUUUUGGAUCAUGCCAUGUGCAAUCUCGACGAGCUCAGGCACCUGUGUACUCAGUCCAGCGAGACUUUUUCUGGCCUCAUUGUCACGUCCCAACGAUCUGUCGAAGCACUUGGCGAGAUUUUGCAUCAACUCUCUACUGAGGACAAGCAGCGCUUGCUCGCACAAGAGGUGUAUACUGUUGGUCCUGCAACCCAUCGAGCCAUUGCCAAUCUCGGCUUUUCACAAAUUCUCGGCUCAGAAUCCGGCAAUGGUGAUGCAUUGGCGGACUUCAUCCUUGCGCGCUCUCAACAAGCAGACGUUUCCAAGCCGUUGUUAUUCUUGGUCGGCGACAAGCGUAGGGACAUUAUCACGCGCCGUAUGGAAAGUGCAGCGAGGCCUCUACAAGAGCUCAUUGUCUAUAAGACUAUUGAAAAUGCCGACUUCCCACAAGCGUUCGCCAAUGCCAUCAAGGCCAUUCAAUGUGCACAACAGAGUCUCACGUCACUGGUCUUCUUCUCUCCGGCAGGUGCGCAUGUUGCUCUCGCUCAUCUCAAAGACAACCACGAUGUCACCCGCAUCGCAUGCAUUGGACCGACUACAGAACGUUAUCUCGUUGAUGAAUGGGCAUGUCAGAAUGUCAUUGUUGCCGCAAAACCAGAUGCACCGCAUCUAUUUGAAGCAUUG
This is a messenger RNA of Protomyces lactucae-debilis, 756 nucleotides long. RefSeq lists its product as uncharacterized. The transcript has a single exon. Gene Ontology annotation, biological process: uroporphyrinogen III biosynthetic process. Gene Ontology annotation, molecular function: uroporphyrinogen-III synthase activity. The annotation marks the transcript as partial. The record is from RefSeq and is a predicted model, not a curated record. Lineage: Eukaryota; Fungi; Ascomycota; Taphrinomycetes; Taphrinales; Protomycetaceae.